GUGGAUGUCUUAGUGGCGCCAGUUCUUGCUCAGCGACCGGGAGAAGUGCUGCCUGCAUGUGAAUGAAUUCAGGGCUGCGGUGAUAGAAAAGCAGUCUAAACCUAACAUAUAACUGCAUUUUUAGUCGGUUUCAACUCAACGUUAUUAUAAGAGUCUCAUUUCGCCCGACGCUCAACGCUACAGACAUGGCUCGUAAGGAUUACGCGGCAGAGAAAGAGAAGUGCAAAAGGUUCCUGCAGGAGUUUUAUACAGAGGAUGACAAUGGGAAGAAGGUGUUUAAAUACGGAGCACAGCUGGUGGCCUUGGCCCACCGGGACCAGGUGUCUCUCUUUAUUGAGCUGGACGAUGUGGCCGAGGAAGACCCUGAGCUGGUGGAGAGCGUCUGCGAGAACGCCAACCGCUACACGGGUCUGUUCUCUGACGCCGUCCACGAACUGCUGCCGGAAUACAAAGAGCGAGAUGUGGUGGCCAAAGACUCUCUGGAUGUUUAUAUAGAGCACAGGUUGAUGAUGGAACAAAGGGGUCGGGACCCUGCUGACACCAGAGACCCCCGUAACCAGUACCCACCUGAGCUCAUGAGGAGAUUUGAGCUCUACUUCAAAGCUCCCAGCACCUCUAAGCCCAAGGUGGUACGUGACAUACGGGCUGACAACAUCGGUCACCUAGUCGCAGUUCGAGGCAUCGUGACCCGGGCCACGGAGGUGAAACCAAUGAUGGCUGUGGCAACGUACACGUGUGACCAGUGUGGUGCCGAGACUUACCAACCAAUUCAGUCUCCAUCCUUCAUGCCACUAAUCAUGUGUCCAAGCCAAGAGUGUGUCACCAACAAGUCUGGAGGUCGGCUUUACCUGCAGACCAGGGGCUCCAAAUUUGUCAAAUUCCAGGAACUGCGAAUCCAAGAGCAUAGUGACCAGGUUCCUGUUGGUAAUAUUCCUAGAAGCAUGACGGUGUACGCACGUGGUGAAAACACGCGUCUUGCUCAGCCUGGAGACCAUGUAGCCAUCACAGGGAUCUUUCUCCCUCUCCUGCGUACAGGCUUCCGUCAGGCUGCGCAGGGGCUUCUGUCAGAAACCUACCUUGAAGCUCACAGCAUCACGCUCAUGAACAAAACCGAAGAUGACGAGCUCGGUAACGACGAGCUGACCGAGGAGGAGCUACGCAGCAUCACAGAGGAAGGAUUUUACGAGAAGCUCGCUGGCUCGAUUGCACCAGAGAUCUAUGGACACGAGGACGUGAAGAAGGCUCUGCUGCUCCUGCUAGUUGGAGGGGUGGAACAAGCUCCAAAAGGCAUGAAAAUCAGAGGCAACAUAAAUAUCUGCUUGAUGGGAGAUCCAGGAGUUGCCAAGUCCCAGCUGUUGUCCUACAUCGACCGGCUGGCUCCUAGAAGUCAGUAUACAACAGGUCGGGGGUCAUCGGGUGUCGGUUUAACCGCUGCUGUGAUGAAGGACCCUCUGACUGGGGAAAUGACUCUGGAGGGAGGCGCCUUGGUGCUGGCUGACCAGGGCGUCUGCUGCAUUGACGAGUUUGACAAGAUGGCAGACGCUGACCGUACAGCGAUCCAUGAGGUUAUGGAACAGCAGACCAUCUCCAUUGCUAAGGCCGGCAUCAUGACUUCCCUCAACGCCCGCUGUUCCAUCCUGGCCGCUGCAAACCCUGCCUACGGCCGCUACAACCCCCGGAAGAGCAUCGAGCAGAACAUUCAGUUGCCGGCCGCUCUGCUGUCGCGUUUCGAUUUGCUCUGGCUCAUGCAGGACAAACCCGAUGCGGACGCUGACCUGCGUCUGGCGCAACACAUCACAUACGUCCACCAGCAUUCCCGCCAGCCACCUACUCACUUCACACCCAUCGACAUGAAACUCAUGAGACGUUACAUAGCUCUGUGUAAGAAGCGUCAGCCAGUCGUGCCGGAGUCUCUGGCGGAUUACAUCACUGCUGCUUACGUAGAAAUGAGAAAAGAGGCUCGGGUUGGCAAAGACACCACCUUCACCUCGGCCCGUACCCUCCUCUCCAUCCUCCGCCUCUCCACUGCGCUGGCCCGACUUCGGAUGAUGGACACUGUGGAGAAAGAGGAUGUCAACGAGGCAAUGAGGCUGAUGGAGAUGUCAAAGGAUUCUCUACAAGCUGACAAGUCCAGCACCACCAGGACCCAGCGUCCAUCAGACGUCAUCUUCUCCAUGUUGCGUGAGCUCGCCACAGAGGGCGCUGCGGGCCACGGUGGAGCCGGCGGCGUGGUCCGCAUGGCCGAAGCAGAGCAGCGCUGCGUCUCUCGCGGCUACACUCCCGCUCAGUUCCAGGAGGCGCUGGAGGAGUACGAGGAGCUGAACGUGUGGCAGAUCAACCAGGCCCGCACCAGGAUCACCUUCGUCUGAACCAUCCCGGACACGCCUCCUACAGACUCGGAUCAGCUCUUUGCGUUUCCUCCAUCUGCAUUUUGUAACCCAAGUCAGGCAGAACGUGGACUUCCUCUUACGCCUGACUGUUUGGAGAGAAUUUUUGCUCUUGUUGACCCAUUGCUUUUUAUGUUCAAGAAACCUGUUGUUAAACUGCAUGUAAAUAUGUAUGUCAGACCAUAGUAUAGUGUAUCCACAGUUUAUAGUUGAAAGCACAAUGAGAAUUUCUGUACAUUUUAUACUUUAAUGCAAGUGAAAUUAAUGUUGCAGCUUGUAUUUGAGGAGUUAUAAUAAAUGUUUCAGGACUAUACAUGUUUGACUUUAUGCACAUGGAAAAUAAAAUGCCAAUCAUUGGUGUAGCAAUCA
This is a messenger RNA of Girardinichthys multiradiatus, 2756 nucleotides long. RefSeq names its product minichromosome maintenance complex component 7 (gene mcm7). Gene Ontology annotation, biological process: DNA replication; DNA replication initiation; double-strand break repair via break-induced replication. Gene Ontology annotation, cellular component: MCM complex; nucleus. Bases 186 to 2369 code for a protein of 727 amino acids. The record is from RefSeq and is a predicted model, not a curated record. Gene Ontology annotation, molecular function: ATP hydrolysis activity; single-stranded DNA binding; single-stranded DNA helicase activity. The transcript has 15 exons. NCBI's taxonomy places the organism in Eukaryota, Metazoa, Chordata, Actinopteri, Cyprinodontiformes, Goodeidae.